GCCGUGAAACAAAUUUUUGUCAUAUAGUAAAGACACUUCAGUGCUUAUAUUUAACAUUACUAAGUAGUGUUCAUAUUUUUACCAAAAAUUAGUUAUCAAGUGUUGUCUCUUAAUAUAAGAACGAUUUUUAUCAAUUUACUCAGGUAUCGAAGCUGUGAUUUUAUUGUGAUAUCACAAAAAUAAGUUUCCUGAGCACGUUAUUUUCUUGUCUUCAAAAAUUCUUUUUAUAGUUGUUGAUAUGUAUAAUAUUUUUUAAUCGAUCUACACUGUAAAUCAAAAUGAAUGCGAGAUCUCAAAUUUUUGAAUUAACAGUAGAAGGGAGGCAGGCUGAUGAAGCCGUUGCAAGUAUAUUUCACACAGUUCUAUUUCAUAGAUCCCUAGGCAAAUUUUUAUAUAACAACGAAGGUAGUUAUUCUGUAGGUACUGUUGGUUACACAGAUGUAGAUUGUGAUUUUAUCGAUUUGACUUAUGUUUGUUGUACGUCGGCUAGUUUAGACCAAACCAUAAAAAGAGAAAUUAGCUGUUUUUCCGAACAGUUACGUGGAAAUGAGGGAACGGGAAUGGGUCAGAUAAGUUUGGAAUUUUUCCAAAAAAAACCUAAUCGGUGGUUGUUUCAGCCAGAAUGUAUACCAUGGGAAGUUUGGACGGUACGACUAGAAUUAAUAACGUUAAAUAAUGAAGGAGAGCGACAAGUUUGUAGGGAGAAAGUGGGUGAACUUUUGACAGAUAAAAUAUUAUACAUAACGGAGGUUAUGAAUCGGCACGAUUAUUUACCAAAAAUGCCUAGUCAGAGUGAGCUAGAUUUAAUUUUCGACACUUCAUAUCCAGAAGUGCAGCCGUAUCUAUUCAAAGUUAAUUAUUCUAUAUCAGGACCGUCCACAAACACUUCCGUUGGAUCUACGAUGAAAAAAUUUAUUAAGGAAACUUUAGCUUUGUAGUGUUUCUUAAUAAUGAACUCACUGUACCAAUAGAAGCUUUAUUAAAAAUCUCUUUAGAUUACUCUUUUUUGUCACCUUUAGAUUUGUUCAAACAGUGAAUUUCAUUGAUGUGAUGCGUGAAUUUCAAUAUUUAUGAACCUCGAGGUAGCUUUGGCCAUGAUAAGUGCAGUAUUUAAUUUAAUAUGUUGACAUUUCGUAAGUUUUUAUUGUGAUUUAAUAAAUACAUCUUAAAAAUAUUUACUCACAUAAUCGUUUGCCCUUGAAACUGUUAUUUUUUUAGAUACAGAGUUUUAAAGACUUAAAAAAGUUUUAUCUCUAAAUAAAUACCUUCUAAGCAAAUUGAAAAUUGAAAUGAAAUUUUGUGUAUACAAUAUGAAAAAAAUUGAUGGUAUACUGUUAUUCAUAUGUGAAUGACGCUCACAUUUCGCUAUUAUACAUGUUAUUUACAUGUAGAUGACAGUAUGCAAAUUUUUAUGGAUGUUUUUAACAGCGGCUAACUAAUAACAUAUACAUAUAUUUGGUUUAAGUUGUUUCCCCGUUACACUUAGUAGACAUUGAAAUCUAUGAAAUAAACAUUUAUUUACUGGUGUUUCUAACUUUGUCAUGACUUUUUUUCAAAAUUUUCUAUUGUGCCAUACUUGUUUCAUCCAAGGUAUCAGAUUGACUUAUUUAGUUUCUUUUAGGAUAUGCCGUUUUUCAGCAUUUAGUUAUUAUUUAACAACUUUUGCAUCUUUUUCAUUUUUCUGCAAUAUCUUAUUUUUUAGUCAUUUCUAUAUGAAUGACAUGGCCUUCUACGUAACACGCACUGAAACUGAUCAUUGAGCCACGUCGUUCAUGUACGAAUGACAGUAAAAAAGUAGUAGCAUAUAAAAAAAAUAAAUAAGUAAAAAAGAUAAUCAAAGUUGUUAAAUAAUGAUUGAACAUUGCACCACAAAAAAAAUAUUAAUUUGAGGUGCCUAUAUGUUUUUAUAACACGAAAUUAUUGAAAGAUUUCAUCUAACAAUCAAAUUAUUCAGCUUUAUAAAUUUCUUAUUUGUAGCAAUAUGGUAGAAGCUGCUCUAAAAAAUCAAAAUAUUAUUUUUAUUCUAUGAAAUUUGUAUUUCAAUAAUGACAAUAAUUCGU
Anoplophora glabripennis (Asian longhorned beetle) is the source of this 2060-nucleotide messenger RNA. RefSeq names its product autophagy-related protein 101 (gene Atg101). Bases 279 to 938 code for a protein of 219 amino acids. The record is from RefSeq and is a predicted model, not a curated record. Gene Ontology annotation, cellular component: phagophore assembly site. The transcript has a single exon. Gene Ontology annotation, biological process: autophagosome assembly; autophagy. NCBI's taxonomy places the organism in Eukaryota, Metazoa, Arthropoda, Insecta, Coleoptera, Cerambycidae.